Molecule: messenger RNA, 448 nt
Organism: Ochotona princeps (American pika)
Lineage: Eukaryota; Metazoa; Chordata; Mammalia; Lagomorpha; Ochotonidae
Product: small ribosomal subunit protein eS27-like
Exons: 1
Coding region: 17-271 (84 amino acids)
Biological process (GO): ribosomal small subunit assembly; translation
Cellular component (GO): ribosome; cytosolic small ribosomal subunit
Molecular function (GO): RNA binding; structural constituent of ribosome
Source: RefSeq, a predicted model, not a curated record
CUCGCGGGCUGCCAACAUGCCUCUAGCCAGAGAUUUGCUGCACCCCUCCUUGGAGGAGGAAAAGAAGAAGCAUAAAAAGAAAUGGCCGGUUCAGAGUCCAAACUCUUGCUUUAUGGAUGUAAAACAUCCAGGUUGCUACAAGAUCACCACUGUGUUCAGCCAUGCCCAGACAGUGGUUCUCUGUGUGGGCUGCUGCACUGCGCUGGGCCAACCCAUGGGAGGGAAGGCCUGGCUCCCAGAAAGCCUUUCCUUUAGAAGAAAGCAACAUUAGUGACCCAUGCAAAUCCCUGGAUUUGUGGUUUUUCACAGAAAGCCUUAUCAUAAGUUCAGAUAUUCUGGUGAAUCUACUAAGAUAAUGGAAUUUUGUUUGACUUUAUAAGGUAUUCAAGUUAUCCCCUAUUUUGAUGUCAGUUUUUCGGUAAAGUUUUGAUUAUGGGCAAAAAAAUAA